Zeugodacus cucurbitae (melon fly) is the source of this 3732-nucleotide messenger RNA. It is a transcript of the gene Pka-R1, whose product is annotated as cAMP-dependent protein kinase type I regulatory subunit. Gene Ontology annotation, cellular component: cAMP-dependent protein kinase complex. Gene Ontology annotation, biological process: regulation of protein phosphorylation. Gene Ontology annotation, molecular function: cAMP-dependent protein kinase regulator activity. The record is from RefSeq and is a predicted model, not a curated record. Bases 575 to 1699 code for a protein of 374 amino acids. Lineage: Eukaryota; Metazoa; Arthropoda; Insecta; Diptera; Tephritidae. The transcript has 6 exons.
CCAAUUGUUUAUAAUAUUUGUGUAGUUGAAUGAAAACAUCUGCGUCAAAUGAAUUUGAUAUAUUAAUUGUUUGUUUAAUAUUUUAUGAAUAAUUGUUACUUUUGAAUAAAUUAAGAAAUAUAUAAAAAAUUUAGUGCAUAAAUAAAAAAUUUGUGACAAAGCAGAAAGGAAAACCACCCAGAAAAUCAGUGUGUGUAAUAGGGUGCAAAUGAAAGCGAGUGAAUAGAGAGAACAAAGAAAAACACUACAAAAACGAGAAAGUACAAAACGAUAAGCUGCGUUUUACACUUUGUAGUGUAGUGUUUGCGAAAAAAUAAAACGUGAAUAUUACUCGUCAGCCAUUUACACUUUUCAAAAUAUUGAAAUUAUUUUAAUUUUCACGUUUCAUACGGCUACAAUUGAAAUACAGCGCCAACAAUAGCACUACAAAGUUAAGGUCGUCGUGCCCAAUAUUUUGUUGUUGUUACGUGCCAGCGCCCAUCAGCAUUCGCUAACUAGUCCUCAAGUUGGACCCUGCUAAUAUAUUACCAUAUACAUAUACUUAGUAGUUGUGGAAAGGUGCUUGUCUGCAAUCAUGGCCAAUACUUUGGAGGAACAACAAAGUUUACGUGAAUGCGAAAAUUACAUUCAGGCGCAUGGUAUUCAACGUGUACUAAAGGAUUGCAUUGUACAACUUUGUGUUAGUCGCCCGGAAAACCCCAUUCAGUUCCUGCGUCAAUAUUUCCAGAAAUUAGAAAAGGAACAAGUAAAGCUUGACGCCCAUAAACAGGUGACGAGUCCAGAUGAUUUCGAAGAUCUCAGUCCAAUGCCACAAACGGCCGCCCCGCCAGUGCGACGACGUGGCGGCAUCUCAGCCGAGCCGGUCACCGAAGAAGACGCCACAAGUUAUGUGAAGAAAGUCGUCCCUAAGGAUUACAAAACAAUGGCCGCGCUCUCCAAGGCGAUCGCCAAAAACGUCCUAUUUUCGCAUUUGGAUGAAAAUGAGCGUUCGGACAUUUUCGACGCCAUGUUUCCAGUUACGCAUUUAAUGGGCGAGAACAUUAUUCAGCAAGGAGACGAGGGUGACAAUUUCUAUGUUAUUGACCACGGCGAGGUUGAGGUAUUUGUGAAUUCCGAAUUGGUUACAACAAUCGGCGAGGGUGGCAGUUUCGGUGAGUUGGCGCUCAUCUAUGGCACACCACGUGCCGCCACUGUGCGAGCUAAAACCGAUGUCAAAUUGUGGGGCAUCGAUCGCGAUUCCUAUCGCCGAAUUCUUAUGGGCUCAACUAUACGCAAAAGGAAAAUGUACGAAGAAUUCUUAUCGCGUGUGUCAAUUUUGGAGAGUCUUGAUAAAUGGGAACGUCUUACUGUGGCUGACGCAUUGGAACCAGUGUCAUUCGAAGAUGGCGAAACAAUUGUCAAACAAGGUGAACCAGGCGAUGACUUUUACAUUAUUUUAGAUGGUACCGCGGUUGUACUCCAACGAAGAGCCGAGCAAGGAGAUGAACCCGCUGAAGUUGGUCGUUUGGGUCCGAGUGACUACUUUGGUGAGAUCGCUUUGUUAUUGGAUCGUCCCAGAGCCGCCACUGUGGUAGCAAGAGGACCACUAAAAUGUGUUAAAUUGGAUAGAGCGAGAUUUGAGCGCGUCCUUGGUCUCUGCGCCGAUAUUUUGAAGCGUAACAUCACGCAAUACAACAGCUUCGUUUCGCUGUCUGUUUAAAGCAGCAGUUCAACAUUGAAGAGACUCCACAUUUACUUAGAUCGAAAUUUUUUGACGGUAGUGACUUUGAGUUGGGAAAAAGCAUGGGAAGGUGUCAUCUUAGUUCGCGGGUAAUGAAAUCAACGGAAAUAUCUACCUACUAUUAAAAUCUAUACCGUAAAAAUCAAAGACAACAAGUUAUCAAAAGAUUUGAAACAAAAAAGGGAAAUAAACAUUUUAAACUCAAAACAAAACUGUGAGCGAUUGCAGUGUUGAAACGUGGGCUGUUACAAAAUAGAAGUUCGCACAUAUACAACUGAGAAAAAGUAAACAAAACAAAAUAUUGUGGCAGUCACAUACUUCUAAUUCAUCAUUUCAUUUGUUACAUGGGAAAACAACAACAAUUGUACAUUGCGCACUAAGCCUUAAGCAUUUACAACUUUACAAUUGCCAGAGCAUGAAAGCAUGCCUGUCAAGGAGUAGAUUAGUCCUCGUUUGCGUGGCUGUUAAUGUACCAUUUCAAACUGUAAAUGUCUUAAUAAGAUAAAGCGCGUUGAACGAUCGCAGCUAUUUGACGUACCACUUAAGCCACGGUAGUGAGAAUUUCCUAAAUUUUGCUAUUUCCGAGUUAUCAAUAUUCAAAUACUUUCAAAACUUGUGCAAUUUACACUAAAAUAGUUGGAUUAAUAUAAAAUUUUGCUUUCGGUCAAAAUUUAAGUACUUGUAAAUAUGUAAGACUUUAUUUGCGAAAAUAUAAAUAUUUAUUGUUAUAAACCUUCAAAUGCAGCAUCUAUUUCGGCGUCCGAUAGUCAAAAUUAUCUGUUAUCGUUGGUUGAUUUGUAACAUGUUGAAAAAUGAUUACUAAUACAUUUACAUAUAUAUAUAUAUAUUUACAUACUUUAUGUGGUUCUUCGGCUUGUUAAUCAUUAACUUCACUUCGUUGCGUGCUAUGCAAAGUAAAUAAUACAAUACUACGAACUCUUGACCUUUUCCUAUGUCAGUAACGCCCUUAACGCCCAACCCAGCUUCCAUGUGUCUACCUAUUUCUAACACAACGCUAUAAUUGAAUACGAUCAUAAAUGUUAAUUGUAAUCCUUUAUCCUAACGAUAAAAUGCAUUUAAGGCGGCAUGAAGUCAAACGCCCGUUUUUAUGCUUUAGCUGUAAGUGGUUUGAAUUAAAAAAAAGAUUGUCCCAAGUGUGGAUGAAACAUAAACUACUUUUAAUGUGAAACUUAUGAAGAGCCCCAAAUGAAUUCAAUAGUCGUUACAAGCGACUCUCAGAUAUCAUUGAUUUCUUAAUUUUUAACUAACUAAUACAUUUUUUGAACUUGUGGCGCCCUGACCAAAAGCCACACCGUUGCUGUUGAUAAAUAAAUAAUAAAAAUAAUACUAUUUCACACUCUGGAAAUGGCACAGUACUAAUUUAUAACCAAUAAUAAAUCGUAUUUAAACAUGCAUAACAAAAAGUGCUGGUGCGCUCUCGUUUGUAUUGUAAACUAAAAAAUAAAUACAUCAACCCAAAACACAAACACAUAUAUAUAUAUGUAUAACCAUAAUUUAUGUAUAACAACAACAAAUUACUAAUAACCCUAAAAAUAAUUCUCCACACACUUACCACUCUUUGUUGAGAGUUUGCGAAAUGAAUGCUCCCCGUUAGUUUUUCCAACAUCGGCGGAAGCGGCAGGAGCGGCAGUAGGAGCAACAGGUCGUGAAGUUAUUGUGUGGAGGGAAAAGCACCCGCCGGCGGGUUGAAGGCAUAUGAAAUAUUGAAAUUGAAUAAAUGUGACUAUCAAACGAAAGCGAAAUUUCUAUAAUAAAUAUCUUAAAUUCGUAUUGUCAAGUGACACUUGCUGAAGGUCGCUGUGGCGACUUUCCGUCUCGUUUGCUUUGCGUAAAUCUUAAACAACAACAUUGGAUUGCUCUGAUGUGUUUGAAUAACAACAAAUAUUCACCUAGUAGGGUAUAUACUACAUACACAAACAUACAUAUAUAUGUAUUGAGCAAGAAAACUGUUAUAUAUAUAUAUAUAUAUAUAUAUAUUCGAUAUAUACAUA